Messenger RNA from Sardina pilchardus (European sardine), 1419 nucleotides. It is a transcript of the gene tfap2b, whose product is annotated as transcription factor AP-2 beta. Gene Ontology annotation, molecular function: RNA polymerase II transcription regulatory region sequence-specific DNA binding; DNA-binding transcription factor activity, RNA polymerase II-specific. Bases 1 to 1419 code for a protein of 472 amino acids. The transcript has 7 exons. Gene Ontology annotation, biological process: regulation of transcription by RNA polymerase II; anatomical structure development; regulation of cell population proliferation. Gene Ontology annotation, cellular component: nucleus. The record is from RefSeq and is a predicted model, not a curated record. Lineage: Eukaryota; Metazoa; Chordata; Actinopteri; Clupeiformes; Clupeidae.
AUGCACUCGGUUUACAGGGAUCAGCGAGCGAACAUGCUGUGGAAACUGGUGGAAAAUGUCAAGUAUGAAGACAUAUAUGAGGACCGUCACGACGGUGUGUCCAGCCACAGCUCCAGACUGUCCCAGCUGGGCUCGGUAUCGCAGGGGCCGUACUCCAGCGCGCCCCCGCUCUCUCACACACCCUCCUCGGACUUCCAGCCGCCUUACUUCCCGCCGCCCUACCAGCCCCUUCCGUACCACCAGAGCCAGGACCCGUACUCGCACGUGAACGACCCGUACUCCCUCAACGCUCUACACCAGUCGCAGCAGCACCCAUGGGGCUCGCGCCAGCGGCAGGAGGUUGGCGGGGAGAGCGGCUCUCUCUUGCCUCAGCCUCGAGCCUCUCUGCCGCAGCUCUCGGGGCUCGACCCGCGGCGAGACUACUCGGUGCGGCGACCGGACGUGCUGCUCCACUCGGCGCACCACGGCCUCGAGGCCGGCAUGGGAGACAGCCUGUCGCUGCACGGUCUCGCGCACGGAAUGGAGGAUGUGCAGACUGUCGAUGAUGCCAACAACAGCGGAAUGAACAUACUGGACCAAUCUGUCAUUAAGAAAGCAUAUCCUCUCUCGCGCGCAAUUCCGGUCCCGCACAAGAGCGUGGCGUCUCUGAUGAUGAGCAAGGACGGUCUCAUCGGCGGCAUGAAUCUCAACGUCAACGAGGUGUUCUGCUCGGUACCGGGACGCCUCUCGCUGCUCAGCUCCACCUCCAAGUACAAGGUGACCGUGGGCGAAGUCCAGCGUCGCCUGUCCCCGCCCGAGUGCCUCAAUGCUUCGCUGCUGGGUGGCGUUCUCCGUAGAGCUAAGUCUAAAAAUGGAGGCCGAUCACUGAGAGAAAAGCUGGAGAAAAUCGGCCUGAAUUUACCGGCUGGAAGACGCAAAGCUGCAAAUGUCACUUUACUGACGUCAUUAGUUGAAGGGGAAGCAGUUCAUUUAGCGCGGGAUUUCGGAUACAUCUGUGAAACGGAGUUUCCCACUAAAGCCGUAUCUGAGUACCUGAACCGACAACAUACGGAUCCCAACGAGCUGCACUCGCGGAAGAACAUGCUGCUCGCCACAAAGCAGCUGUGUAAGGAGUUCACUGACCUGUUGGCCCAGGACCGCACGCCGCUGGGCAACUCUCGGCCGGCGCCCAUCCUGGAGCCGGGCAUCCAGAGCUGCCUGUCCCACUUCAGCUUCAUCACGCACGGCUUCGGCUCUCCGGCCAUCUGCGCCGCGCUGACCGCCCUGCAGAACUACCUGACCGAGGCGCUCAAAGGACUGGACAAGAUGUUCCUCAACAACCCGUCGGCCAACCGCCACGGAGGAGGAGGAGGAGGAGGAGGAGGAGGAGGAGGGGGCGACAAAGGCUCCGGCGACAAGGAGGAGAAGCAGCGGAAAUAA